AGCUACAAAUUCAUUCCUGCAUUCUAAAACUUUCUUUCAGAUAUAACCACCGUUCCCAAGUAUUUCCUCACUUCUCUCUCUUCUUCUACUCUCUCUGCCAGAUUUCUGCUUCUGUUGUUGAAAUCUCACUGUUUUAUUAUUUUUCUCUUUAGCGAAGAAGAAGAUGUCAGGUGUGGGACAGCUUUUCGGAGGGUCUUUCCUCUCGGCCUUCCUUCAGGUGGCCUUCGAUAGGUUUGCCUCUCCUGAGUUGCUGGACUUCUUACUCCGAUGGGAAAUCGACUUGGAUGAAGUGGAGUCACUGAAGCGGACGUCGGCCAUGAUUCAGGCCUUAUCUGAUGAAGCUGAAGUGAAGCAAUUCACCAACGUUGCCGUGAAGCUGUGGCUCGACCACCUCAAACAGCUCCUCUAUGAUGCGGAGGACAUACUGGAUGAGUAUGCCACUGAACUUCUACGCCUGAAAUUGGAAUCUGCUCACCAAACCCAACAGGUACGCAACCCCCCUGUUCCUCUCACACCAUCAAGUACUGAAAGUAGUGUUUCUUCUUGGUUGAACUCUGGCAUAGAAUCUGCUUUAGAAGGAAUAAAAGGCAUUGCGCCUAAGGUUAAUAACAUCACUGAAGAGCUGCAGGGAAUUAAAAGGUUCCAUUCAAAAGUAAGGGAUAUCAACGUGAGGUUAAAAAGUGUAGCACAAGAAGGUGUUGCUCUAGGUUUGAACUUGAGCAUCGGAUCUGGGUCCUCAAGGCCCAAGGUAUUCAGUCAAAGGCCACCAACGAGUUCUUUAGUGAAUACAUCGAAUGUUUUCGGCAGAGAGGAAGAUAUGGAGGAGAUUUUCAGAUGGUUGAUAUCCGAUAACACUCCAAGUAAUGAUGUUAAUAAUUUCUCAGUGCUGCCCAUAGUGGGCAUGGGUGGGGUUGGAAAGACAACCCUUGCUCAACUUGUUUAUAAUGAUGAAAGAAUUGAGAAGCAUUUUGGUCUGAAAGCUUGGGUUUGUGUCUCGGAAGACUUCGAUCUGGUGAGGUUAACUAAAGAAAUUCUUGAGUCAGUCACCAGAUCUUGCCCUCCUUCUAAUUCACUGGACCUGCUACAGCUGAAACUUAAAGAAGCAUUAAGCAAAAAAAGAUUUUUAUUGGUUUUGGAUGACAUGUGGAACGAUAUCUAUGACAGAUGGGAUGCCUUAAGGACCCCUUUUGCAUUCGGUCAACGAGGGAGCAAGAUAUUAGUUACAACACGGAACAAAAGCGUUUCAUCAAUCGUUCGCACUGUUCCGUACGAUAUUUAUCUAAAAGGUCUUCCAAAUGAAGCUUGUUUUGCACUCGUUCAAAGGCACGCUUUCAUGGAUGAAAAAUCAUCUGAUGCAAAUCAAAAGUUGGAAGUAUUUGGAGAUGAAAUUGUGAAGAAAUGUAAGGGUUUACCUUUGGCUAUAAAGACACUUGCUGGCCUCUUGCGAGAUAAAAGGGAUAACUAUGAGUGGAAAGAUAUUUUGGAGAGUGAAAUAUGGGAUUUAAGAGAGAGUGAGAUCCUUCCAUCACUCAUCUUGAGUUACCAUCAUCUUCCACCACAUGUAAAGAGAUGCUUUGCAUAUUGUGCUUUGUUUCCCAAAGACUACGAAUUUAGCAAGAGUGAAUUAGUUGUCUUGUGGAUUGCAGAAGGUCUUGUUCAACCAAAAGAAAAGAAACGACUGGAAGAUAUAGGGGCUGGGUAUUGUGAUGAAUUAGUAAUGCGGUCAUUCUUUGAGUUAUCUAUUUAUCAUCAUUCUUGGGCAACAGGAUCGCUCCUUACUGAUUUUACAAAAGAAAUGCACACCAUGUCAAUAUUUGAGUCAUCCGGUAACACGGGACCAACAUUUGUGAUGCAUGAUCUAAUCCACGAUUUAGCACAAUAUGUUUCAGAUGGAAUAUAUUGUAAGAAAGAGUAUGAUAAGUCAUCACCUGUUCUUACUACAACUCGCCACUUGUCCUAUGUUAUGCACAAUUAUAAUGUUGAGGCGACAGAGUUUGGGGCAAUGAAAAGUUUACGCACCUUUCUAACUCUAAAUGAUUUAGCUGGUAGUCCUAAGCACUUUUUUUCCACUUUGGAAUUCCAAUUCCAAUUCCUACGUGUGCUACGUUUCAGAAAUUGCUGCAAUUGUGAGUUGCCUGAUUCAGUUGGCAAGUUGAAACAUCUAAGGAUUCUUGAUCUCUCGUUUUCUGAUAUUGUGAGGUUGCCCGACUCGAUUGGAAAACUUUACAAUCUACAAUUGUUAGCCCUUAGUGGCUGUGGUAGGCUUAGAGAGUUACCUAACGAUAUGAGUAACCUCAUAAAUCUUCGAUAUCUUGUUCUCCCUGCACAUUGGGAUUUCCAUAAAAUUCCAUUAGGAGUGGGUAACAUGACUUGUCUUCAAAUGUUGAGCACAAUCGAUGUAGGGCAAAAAAAAAAGUUAUCCCAAUUGCGUGGGACUCGGGACAAUUCAAAUUUGGAAGAUGUAGGCAAUAAUGGGGUAGAAGCCAUUGUGGCCAAGCCACACCUUCUUGGGCUACAGCUGCACAAACUCACGUCACUUAGAAUUCUUGCAAUAUCAAACUAUAAGAAUUUGGAGUCACUAUCCAAGAAACUAUACACUCUAACAUCUCUCCAAAGAUUAGUAAUCACAAGUUGCCCUGCUCUUGUAUCCCUCCGAGAAGCAAGGUUACCCACUGCACUUAAAGAACUAAAGAUCUCUUAUUGCGAGAAGUUGGGGUCACUACCAAAGAAGCUUCAGACCCUAACUUAUCUCAAAGAAUUUGUAAUUGGUAGUUGUCCUGCUCUAGUGUCCUUCCAGGAAACAAGGUUACCCUCUGCACUUGAAGAAUUGGAGAUCAUUGAUUGUGAGAAUUUGGAGUCCUUACCCAUGGAACUAUUGCACAACCUCACGACCUUCCAAAGAUUAGUAAUCAAGGAGUGUCCUGCUCUUGAAACCAUUCCAGAUAUGGGCUUAUCCACUACACUUCAAGAAGUAUCAAUUCUAAAUUGUGGGCAGUUGAAUUCCUUGCCCAAGGGGCUGCACAAAUUUACAAGUCUUAAACGACUAGAAAUUGUGGAGUGCUAUUUUCUUAUGGAGUGCAAGAAUCUUGAACCCCUACAUACCUCAGGUCUUCAUAAUCUUAUAUCUCUUUCAUAUCUCACCAUUGGUGGAUGUCAUGCUCUCAUGUCCCUUCCAAAUGGCCUGCUUCCCACCAACCUUCGGGAUUUUUGCAUCAAGGAUUGCCCAAUUCUUGAAUCCCUAUAUGAUGGACUCUCUGACCUAAUCUUGCUUAAACAUUUGGAGAUCCAGAAUUGUCCAAAGCUGACCCAACGGUACCAAAAGAAGGAAGGAGAAGAGUGGUCCAAGAUUGCCGAAAUCCCUAAGGUGAUAAUAGAUGGCAUAUGGCAAUAAAGUCUAAACACCGCAUGCGGGUCUCACCUCUUAUAAUUAAAUCAACGGAUGGAGUACUACAGACAGAUUUUGUCUAUUAUGCAAAACUACAAUAAAAGCAGAGAUGCAUUGCAGCUAAUAUUGAGGUAUUUCUUCUAUAACCUGAUAGGUAUGAUUUAUAUCUAUACUUCAUGUUAUGCCAUAUGUGAUUUUAACUUAAUUUCUCUUCAUGGGAGAAUCACAAGAUAGAAUGUCUUUCUUUAAAAAUGCUCAAGAACCAACCAAAAUUGGCAUGGCAAUUUCUUGGAUCUUUAAUUUCUCUGAGAUGGAAUGCUUUCUUUGAAAAUGCUCAGGAAUAUAGAAAAAGAAACAUGGCAAUUGCAUGGAACUUUUCAGCAAAUUGAUGCAACCUAGCAUUGUAUCUAUAAGGUAUCACUUAUCAAUGUUCUGUUUGUUUUCUGCCUACCCUGAAGCUUCAAUUGGUCACCAAAAAUCAUGGAAGUUCAAUUCAGUGGCAAUCUGUUCUACUUGUCAGCAAGUUAUGUUAUGCAGAGGAUAUACUUUCACAGUAUGUCUUGGGUUUUGACAGAAAGGGACUUCGACAUUGAUAAUACAGUCCAAAUGUAGGAAGAAAUGCUCCAAUGGAGAAAGGAGUAUGGUACAGACACCAUAUUGGAGGGUAGUGCAUUAUUUUAUCACUCUUUUAACUUUCUUUAUUGGCAAAACUAGAUGAUUUUGGUUGACAAUCUAAAUAUUCGCAAGCAUGUUUUGCCACUAGUUGGUACAUUGAAAAAUGGUUUAGCACUAUGUAGAUUAUAUCCUAACUUUAGUAGUAGAUUAUUUCUAAUAGUCUAUUCAUGCACAUAAAAUGAUGCUAAUAUAUUUUGAUAGCAUGUGAGUUGAACUAGUUACAUUGGAAAUUAGGAUAUCCAUAGAUAUUCAAUUUGUUCCCAAUUUAAUAACACCUUCAACAUGAUACCAUAUUGAACUGUAUCUUUAGGACUUCGAAUUUGAAAAACUGGAAGAAGUUUUUCAACAUUAUCCUCAAGGUUACCAUGUGGUUGAUAAAGAUGGAAUGCCUAUAUAUAUCGAGAGGUUUGGGAAAGCCCACCCAAAUAGGAUUAGAUGCAUUGUUACCAUAGUUGAUCAUUACUUACUGUAUCAUUUACAGGAGUUUGAGGUGGCAUUACAUGAGAAAUUUCCUACUAGUUUCAAUCACAGCAGAGGCACAUUGGAUCGACUACAACAAUAUUGGAUGUUCGGCGGUUGAAAUCAGCAAUGAGCUUCAGUAUUGAACACUACAUUUGUAUUUCUCAUAAAGCACUGCAUUUCAAAUUUGAAAUCCGAACUGUCCUACCAGGCUGCAACAGAGAGAUCAGACUGCGCAUUCUAAUGCCAUGUUAGAAACAAUACUAUUUGCAAAUAAGUAGAGGUUGAGACUGGUAUACCAUUAAAUCUCGAAGACAUGGUUAACCUCACGGCCUUCCUAGGCCCAUUAUUUGAAGCAGGGUCGACAUUGGGAUUCUCAGAGAAGAUUGUGUCUAUUGAAUGAUAGGUUAUGCAGUAGAUUGGCUCUGUAAUUUUGAUCCCAUGCUAAUUGUUUUUGUACAAAUUAGUUUCUACUGUGACCCAGAAUCCUUUGAAUGUAGAUACUAUUGGUUUUGGUUUUU
Molecule: messenger RNA, 5040 nt
Organism: Macadamia integrifolia
Lineage: Eukaryota; Viridiplantae; Streptophyta; Magnoliopsida; Proteales; Proteaceae
Product: putative disease resistance protein RGA3
Exons: 4
Coding region: 164-3391 (1075 amino acids)
Biological process (GO): defense response to other organism
Molecular function (GO): ADP binding
Source: RefSeq, a predicted model, not a curated record